AGUAGCUGCCCCAACCCCAUGAGCUUCUAUGGGGCCCCUACUCCUCGACGUCAUCUUCCUCUUUUACUUUAAUUCACUUGCCUUCUUCUUCCUUCCAUAACCAUGACCACUGCAACACACCAGAUCUUUUCUUCUCUUGCAUUUAACUCAUCUCUUUAGCUUUGAUCUUUUCAAUAAACCAUGGAUGAUGAUGGAUCUGCUCAUAGCUCACUGUUCGGAAACUUAUCCACCGAAGAGGUCACAAGCAAGGUUAUUCUCACCGCAAUCAUUGUUCUCUUCAUGGCGGUUCUUGUCGUUCUUGUUCUCCAUCUCUACGCCAAACUCUACUGGUGGCGAGUAGACCAGCUCCAACAGCAACAGCAGCAAGAACAAGAACAAGAACAAGAUGACCAAUCUUCCAUAGCUCCAACUGUAACCACUCACCGCCAACGACGCCGUUUCAUCUUCGUUCCAGGGCAAGAUUCUCUGUCCAACACUGGUCUUACCCCUUUUGAGCUCAGUUCAUUACCGAUUGUCUUUUUCAGACAAGAUGGUUUGGAGUGCGCUAUCUGCUUGUCUGAUCUUGUCAAAGGAGACAAAGCCAGACUGCUUCCAAAGUGUAACCAUAGCUUCCACGUUGAGUGUAUUGACAUGUGGUUUCAGUCUCACUCAACUUGUCCCAUUUGUAGAAACGCUGUUCUUGCUCUUGAGCAACCUAUCUCAAAGCAAAUCCAACUAGUUUCUGACAAUGCAGUAGAUGCCUUGUCUCAAAUUUCAAAUUCUGUUUCAAGUUCUUCUCCCGAGUUCCCCACCAAUGUCUUGGUAUGGGGUCGUCAGGACCAGGUAAGUACCAGAACCACCAAUGUUGGGUCUCAAGAAGAUGGUACUACUGGUAAUGCUGCUUCACAGAGUCAAGAUGAUGUUGUUCUGGAUAUCAAUGAUUCUACAAUUAGUACUCAUAAUGUACCGUCUUCAACAUCAUCAUCAUCAUCAUCAAUGAGGUUUAUUGUUGAAGAGGAAGAACCAAAAUCUCCAAUGACAACGAGGUUGAGGUCUUUAAGGAGGUAUCUGAGCAGAGACAAGAGAGUCUCUUGCAGCAAUAGUAGCACUAGUGGCAGCUCCAAUGCUACUGCAUUUUCUGUUGAUCCUUGAAGAUUAUGAUUAUAUUAGCUGAGUUGAGUUAAAAAAAAAUUGCCUGUAUAUGUCAAACUGUGUAGUGGUCUGGGCUUGGCUUUGUGUUUGAGAGAGCUUUCUUUGUUAUCCAAGUUAUAUCAUGUAUCUAUUCCAAAUAUCCAAAGCUUUCGUUCUCUAA
Molecule: messenger RNA, 1291 nt
Organism: Brassica oleracea var. oleracea
Lineage: Eukaryota; Viridiplantae; Streptophyta; Magnoliopsida; Brassicales; Brassicaceae
Product: RING-H2 finger protein ATL3-like
Exons: 1
Coding region: 181-1131 (316 amino acids)
Biological process (GO): protein ubiquitination
Source: RefSeq, a predicted model, not a curated record